This is a messenger RNA of Entamoeba dispar SAW760, 1296 nucleotides long. RefSeq names its product poly(ADP-ribose) glycohydrolase, putative. Lineage: Eukaryota; Evosea; Mastigamoebida; Endamoebidae. Gene Ontology annotation, biological process: regulation of DNA repair; ATP generation from poly-ADP-D-ribose; nucleotide-sugar metabolic process. Bases 1 to 1296 code for a protein of 431 amino acids. Gene Ontology annotation, molecular function: poly(ADP-ribose) glycohydrolase activity. The transcript has a single exon. Gene Ontology annotation, cellular component: cytoplasm; nucleus. The record is from RefSeq and is a predicted model, not a curated record.
AUGGAAAAUAAAAAACCAAGAACAUCUACUCUUUCAGUAGAAAAAAUAAGAACAGCCAUUAACAAAGAAUUUAAAACAUGCCAAGACGUUGUAGAAUUUUUUAUCAGCCAAGAGAAAGAAAGAACAAACAAAGAGAUAAACAAAGGAGUUGGUACUGGAUAUGGGAUUGCUCUGAAAUCUUUCUAUAACAAAGUACAUUCAUUGGGUCUUACAAAAAGAUCUUUUGAAGAAUACUUUCAAUGGUUUAUUGCUGGAUUAAAAAAUGUAAUGAAUAAAUUAAUCACUAACAAUGAUGGGACAUUAGAAAAGAACCAAUCAACUAUUUAUAUUCCAAUUUCAGAAUCUGGAAUACCUUCAACAGUUCAAAUAAAAAGGUGGGAAGUAUUUGGGAUAUUAGCUUGUUCUUUCUUUAAUGUUCAAUGGGAAGAUAAAGUAGAACGUAUUGGAAAUAUUUCUUUAGUGUACAUUUCCACAAACAGUCGUGUUUCUAUUGAAAGACUUAUUUGUAUUUUUGCCUAUUUCCAUGUGAUGAUUGAAAUAGACGAAAAAACACUUCAAGAAAUUGUUACGUAUGAACGGGUUAUUCAAAAAACAUCAUAUGAUUGGGAACACAAUGAAACUCCAAUUAAAACAUAUCCUUUUGUCAGUGGAGGUUUAGAAAUGUCAGAAAUGAAUGUCCAUGUUGAUUUUGCUAAUAAAUAUCUACAAAUCCAUAAAAUAGUGCCGAGUGUAACUCAAGAAGAAUUACUUUUUAGUGUUAGACCUGAAUGUUUUAUUUCUUUGAUAUUAUUUGAAGUUUUAUUAGAUAAUGAAGCAGUACUCAUAAAAAAUACACUUCAUAUUAGUUUGAGUGAAGGAUAUCAACAAACAUUUAAAUGGAUAGGUUUUUGUAAAAAACAAACAUUAAAACAACAAAAUACAAUUCUAGCUAUUGACUCAGUAAUUAAUACAUGUUUUGGAAAAGAAAAUAUUGAUAGAGACUUAAAUAAGUGUAUGGUUGGAUUUCAAUACGCUGGUAAUAAAAUUGCUACAGGCCAAUGGGGUUGUGGUUCAUUUGGUAAUGACCCAUUAUUAAAAAUGGCACAACAAUAUAUGGUUCUUUCAACUUUAGGAUUUGAAGCUUCAAUACAUUGGAUGAACUUUGCUCGAUAUAACGAAUUAAAUGAUUAUAUGGAAAUUUGUAAAACCAAAGGAAUGACAAUAAAAGAUGUCUAUUAUAUUCUUUGUUCAUUUGACGGCGAUAAGAAUACAUUUGUUGAUUAUUUUAAACAACAAAUCCAAUCUUUCCAUAAAUAA